CGCCGCCUUGUUUCCUCUACUCUCACUUUCUCAUGCUGAGUGACGGUCAGAGUAACUCCACUUUAUCCGUCCUCUUGUAAGCUCCACAGUGAGACAUGACAGACACCAUGUUUGGCAGUGAGAAUGAGCACUGGGUCUGUCCCAAUGACAGACAGCUAAUGCUUAGAGCAAAGUUACGAACAGGCUGGUCCAUUCACACAUUUCAGUCCGAGAGACAGAGGAAAGCUCAGACCCUUGAGAAAAGAGAGCUGGAUCUCAUCAUGAGUGUCAUCCACCGCGCUGAACAGCUCGAGAUCAUUGAGCAACACCGGAUUGGACGUUUAGUGGAGCGUCUGGAGAACAUGAGGAGGUCUGCUGUGGGAAACGGCCUGUCACAGUGCCUGCUGUGUGGAGAAGCGUUUGGGCUGCUGAGUUCUCCCUCCGUCCUCUGUUUGGUCUGCUGCAUGAAGGUGUGCACUAAAUGUGGAAUUGAGACUACAGGCAGUCAAAAAAGGGCUCAGUGGCUUUGCAAGAUCUGCAGUGAACGGAGAGAGGUGUGGAAACGUUCUGGAGCCUGGUUCUACAAAGCCUUGCCGAAGCAUAUUCGUCCCAUUAAGGAUUCAAUUCUAGAUAACAGGAGGCCAGUAAUAGAAAGAGGAGAGCAGCUGCCAAUGGCCAGGAGUGCACCAAUCACCUAUACAUGGGCUCAAAGCAAAGUCAACUUAAGUGAAAGCGAUGGCAGUGAUGCUGAGCUCAGUGAAUGCAGCGGUGACAGGAAGACCUUCAUGUCUGAGACCGAUCAAAGAAGAGAUUCUGAAUCAAGUGGAGGCCAAGUGCAGUCCAGCAUCACCAGUCUAACUCAAACCAGCUUUCACAUGGAAAGUCCCUUCAGCAUCGCCAGCGAGCAAAGCAGCAUCAGCUUCAGUCCGUGUCUGGAGGAUGAGGUUAUAGACCAUAGUCAACCUUUACUGAGACCUGGAGGAAGGGAGACACGCAGAUAGAGACAGAGGAGGAGCAGGUGUGAGAGUAGCAUCUGCAUGUAUUGAUGGAUCAAGCUGAGUCUACUGCUGCUUCUGCAGUCCUCGUCUAACCUCAUCCUUCUGCUUAGCCCCGGCCUGGAAUGAACAAAUGUUUCCAGCAUGCAAAUCCAACUUCAAGCGUGUGACACGUUCCCAAGUCUUUGAAAUCACAUUUAGUGUUGUCAUUGUCACAUUUUACAGAUUAGUUUUUAAAGGUGGCAUUAUCUAAAAGGGAGAAAAAUCAGUGGUUUAGUCAAGAACCCAUUUCAAACAAGAAAAAGCCUAUGCACCUCUCCCCGUCACAAUCUGAUCAUCUAUUAAAACAUUGCAUGUUAAUUUAUACAAACAAAAACAAAAAAGGUUUCGACAGCAUUUAAGAACUUUACGAAUUCAUAAAAAUACAAAAAAAAUAUUUAGUCUUGUUUGAAAGGGGGAAAAAAUACAUUAAAUGCAUUUUGCUUAAAAGAUAAGUCAAUUAUCUGCUAGUGAGGAAGUAAAAUUUUCUUGCUUUAAGAACAUUUUUGCUUACCCCACUGCCAGUUCAUUUUAU
Messenger RNA from Puntigrus tetrazona (Sumatra barb), 1548 nucleotides. RefSeq names its product rab effector Noc2-like. The record is from RefSeq and is a predicted model, not a curated record. Gene Ontology annotation, molecular function: small GTPase binding. NCBI's taxonomy places the organism in Eukaryota, Metazoa, Chordata, Actinopteri, Cypriniformes, Cyprinidae. The transcript has 9 exons. Bases 96 to 980 code for a protein of 294 amino acids. Gene Ontology annotation, biological process: intracellular protein transport.